This is a messenger RNA of Lotus japonicus, 1506 nucleotides long. RefSeq lists its product as uncharacterized. The record is from RefSeq and is a predicted model, not a curated record. The transcript is spliced from 9 exons. Gene Ontology annotation, cellular component: nucleus. Gene Ontology annotation, molecular function: DNA binding. Bases 1 to 1506 code for a protein of 501 amino acids. Lineage: Eukaryota; Viridiplantae; Streptophyta; Magnoliopsida; Fabales; Fabaceae. Gene Ontology annotation, biological process: DNA repair; DNA replication; DNA recombination.
AUGGAGUUUGUUUACCACAAUGUUGAUGAGCUGCGUUCUGGGAAGCAACAUUGGAGGAUUCUGGUUAAGGUGGUUCGAAUUUGGUACAGUCAAGGGUUUUCCACUUCGAAGCUUCCCCUUUCUCUUGAGUUGGUGCUGAUGGAUGACAAGGGUUCCAAGAUCCAUGCGAUUAUUAAGAAGACGUUGAUGUACAAGUUUGAGAAGUUACUGGUUGAGGGCAAUGUCUACAAUGUCAUUGGCAUUUUGACAGGUGUCGGAGUCGAGAGGGAGAUUGUAACUAAUGGAAAGAAAUCAAAGAUGAAUGUCAUUGAGAUUGAGGCUGCAGGGCUGAGGGUUGAGUGUGCCCUGUUUGGCGCUUAUGUUGAUGAAUUGGCUAAUUUUCUUGGAAAUGGUGAACUCAACAACCCAGUGGUCAUUAUCCAGUUUGCCAAAGUGAAAUCGUUCCAGGGGAACAACAGUCUGCAGAAUGUACAUGGUGCUACCAAAAUAUUGUUUGACCCUGAUGUUCCUAUGGCAAAAGUCUUGAAAUCAAAUUACUUAGAAGCUAAUGCGAGUGCAUCCCAUUCCCUAAGCCAGUUGUCUGAUUCCAAAACCGUAUCUGGGGAAGAGGAUUUUUUGGUUUUGACUAGCAGCAAGUCCAUUGCUGAACUGGUUAAUAUUAAGAAGGACUGUGUUUGUGUUGUCUACGGAACCAUACUCCCUAUGGAAGAAGGUGUGGACUGGUGGUAUACUGCCUGUAGAUGCAGUCGUAAAGUGUAUGCUAACGAAAAGAUGUUUUUCUGCGAGGGAUGUAAUCGCCAUGUUAUGGCUGUUUACCCAAGGUUCCGUCUUCAAGUGAGGGUUGAAGAUAACUCUGGCAGUGCUAAUUUAGUCCUCUUUGACAAGGAAGCCACAUCACUACUUGGGAAAACAUGCACUGAGAUGGUUGAAUCAUGUGACAGGAAUGAAGGUGGAAUUGGGAUGCCUGUUGAAUUGUCCACUGUGGUUGGAAGAUCUGCCCUGUUUAAAAUUGAGGUGAAGAAUUUCCAGGGACAGAGGUUUGAUAGGUCCAGAUUUGAGACUUCCUAUCGUGUUAAGCGCGUUUGCACUGAUGAGUCCAUUAUCGAGCAGUUCAAACAUUUGCAGUUAGAUCUUAGUGUACGUGUUUAUCUCCCUUAUUUUUGUUAUACUUAUUUACCUAAUGCUGGAGCUGAUAUGAAUGAAUACGGGAUAAAGGUUGGGGCAUCUUCUAGUCGUGACCUGCUGACCCCUCAGUCCACACUCAACACUGAAGUCCUGGGGAAUGAGGACAUAGGAAAGGAUUUGCUGGAGGAAUUUGUUGUUGUUUCCAGUGACAAGGAUGCAAAGUCUGAAUUGGCUGCUGACAUUCCAACCACUGACUUGGAUGCAAAUACUCAGGAUACCAUUAGUCCUAAAAGGAGUCCCUCCCCUGACCACGAAUCUGUUCAUGUUCUGUCCAACAGGAAGAAGAAAGUGUUUCCAAAGUCGAAGAAGGAUAAGAUAUGA